Messenger RNA from Frankliniella occidentalis (western flower thrips), 900 nucleotides. RefSeq lists its product as uncharacterized. The transcript has a single exon. Bases 1 to 900 code for a protein of 299 amino acids. Lineage: Eukaryota; Metazoa; Arthropoda; Insecta; Thysanoptera; Thripidae. The record is from RefSeq and is a predicted model, not a curated record.
AUGGCUACAACUUGUGCUCCCUGUGGAAAAACCGUAAAAAAUUCAGAAAAAUCUAUAAUUUGUGCUGGAAAAUGCCGACGCCUCUUCCAUCAGACAUGUUUGAAGCUCAGUGAUGAUAACUACAAGAAAUAUUGCAGUGACAACGCCCAAAAAUGGCUUUGUCGAAGGGAAGACUGCGUGGAUGCACCUAACCUAAAAGAUCUCGUGGCUGUCCUCACCAAAAAGAUUGAUGACAGUACUACUAGUCUAAAGAAAGAAAUAGCUGACAUAAUAGCCAGCCAAACAUUUAUCUCCGAGCAGUAUGAAAACCUUAAAAGUGAACUCAGUGAGCUGAAAGAGCGAGUGAAUGACGUAGAAGCAAGAGAGGCUCCUACUAUGGAGUUUAAGACUGAACUUGCUGAGAUACAGCAGUAUCAAAGAAGGAACAACUUAAUAAUCUCUGGAAUCCCAGAGACGACCAAUGAAGAUGUGUUUCAGAGACUCUUUGAUAUGGCUGCAGCCCUGAAAGUCGAUCUCCUUGCCAGUGACAUCGAUGCAGCUCAUAGAAUAGGCAAAAAAACGGACACAAGACCCAGAAGAGUCAUCGUCAAACUAACAAAUAGAUGGAAGAAAGAACAACUCUUAACUGCAAACCGGUGGUUUGGUAAAACCAAUAAAAGAACUCUCCUCACCAGUGAUAUCAACUACAUGGGCUCUCCAACAAAAAUCUACAUAGACGAACAUCUAAUCCCUAUGAUGGACGGAUUAGCCAAGAAGUGUAGGGAUCUAAAGCAUCAGGACAAAAUAGUAUCCACAUUUGUAAGGGACUGUAAAAUAGUUGUCAAGGUGAAGAAAGAGGACAGACCAACCCACAUAAGGUCAGAAGAUGACUACUACAAACUUCUUCUUAGCCUACAAUAA